This is a messenger RNA of Zalophus californianus (California sea lion), 4898 nucleotides long. RefSeq names its product tripartite motif containing 36 (gene TRIM36). The record is from RefSeq and is a predicted model, not a curated record. The transcript has 10 exons. Bases 290 to 2443 code for a protein of 717 amino acids. Lineage: Eukaryota; Metazoa; Chordata; Mammalia; Carnivora; Otariidae. Gene Ontology annotation, molecular function: zinc ion binding; protein binding.
GGCGUCUGCGCCCGGGUCUCCGCGCGGCCGCCCGCCCAGCCGCAGUCCGCAGGAGCCGCCGCCGCAGCUGGCCGCGGGGCAGGAUUCCGGGGCCGUCGCAGGGAGCGCAGCUCGGCUCUCCGCUCCUCGUCGCGUCGGUCCGCUGGCCGGGUCCCGCUGACCAGCUCGCCUUCCGGCUCCGAACCCAGGCUCCCACGGCCGCCGCAGGGACCCGCCCACUAGACCCUGCCCUGGCCGUCCGUCUGCCUGUUUGGACCCUGCCGUUGAUGACACCUGGCAGAAGGCUACCAUGGAAGGGGAUGGUUCCGACUCGCUGGUUACGAUUAAGAAUAUCGAAAGAGAGCUCAUUUGCCCAGCAUGCAAGGAGCUGUUCACCCACCCGCUGAUUCUCCCUUGUCAACACAGUAUCUGUCAUAAGUGUGUAAAAGAGCUCUUACUGACCCAUGAUGACUCAUUCAAUGACGUGGGAUCGGACAACUCCAAUCAGAGCAGUCCUCGACUUCGGCUCCCGUCCCCUAGCAUGGACAAAAUUGACAGAAUUAGCAGACCAGGCUGGAAGCGCGGUUCCCUGACCCCUAGGACAACCACUUUUCCUUGCCCCGGCUGUGAGCACGAUGUGGAUCUGGGAGAACGAGGAAUCAAUGGUCUGUUCCGCAACUUCACUUUGGAAACUAUCGUCGAGAGGUACCGGCAGGCCGCGAGGGCGGCCACAGCCAUCAUGUGUGACCUCUGUAAGCCACCACCCCAGGAGUCCACCAAGAGUUGCAUGGACUGUAGUGCGAGCUACUGCAACGAGUGCUUCAAAAUUUACCACCCUUGGGGUACAGUGAAAGCUCAGCACGAGUAUGUGGGUCCAACCACUAACUUUAGGCCCAAGAUUUUAAUGUGCCCAGAACAUGAAACGGAGAGAAUAAACAUGUACUGUGAGUUAUGUCGGAGGCCAGUUUGUCAUCUCUGUAAGUUGGGCGGUAAUCACUCCAAUCACCGGGUGACCACCAUGAGCAGCGCCUACAAAACAUUAAAGGAAAAGCUUUCAAAGGAUAUUGAUUACCUUAUUGGCAAGGAGAGCCAGGUGAAGAGUCAAAUUUCUGAACUAAACUUGCUAAUGAAAGAAACAGAGUGUAACGGAGAGAGAGCAAAAGAAGAAGCAAUCACACAUUUUGAGAAGCUCUUUGAAAUCCUAGAAGAGAGGAAAUCAUCUGUUUUGAAAGCAAUUGAUGCUUCUAAGAAACUAAGACUAGACAAAUUUCAGACCCAAGUGGAGGAAUAUCAGGGGCUUCUAGAGAACAGUGGGCUGGUGGGAUAUGCCCAAGAAGUGCUUAAGGAGACGGAUCAGUCCUGUUUCGUACAGACAGCAAAACAGCUCCACCUCAGAAUACAGAAAGCUACGGAAUCUUUGAAGAGCUUUAGACCCGCGGCUCAGACUUCUUUUGAAGACUAUGUUGUUAAUACAUCUAAACAAACAGAACUUCUUGGAGAAUUGUCCUUUUUCUCUAGUGGCAUAGACGUGCCAGAGAUCAAUGAGGAACAGAGCAAAGUGUAUAACAAUGCUCUGAUCAACUGGUACCAUCCCGAGAAGGAUAAAGUGGAUAGCUAUGUUCUUGAAUAUCGGAAGAUUAACAGAGAUGAAGAAAUGUUGUCUUGGAGUGAGAUCGAAGUGUGUGGCACGAGCAAAGUCAUCUCAGACCUGGAAAGCAAUUGUAACUAUGCUUUCAGAGUCAGAGCCUACAAGGGUUCGAUCUGCAGCCCUUGCAGCAGGGAGCUGAUCCUCCAUACCCCUCCAGCUCCAGUUUUCAGUUUCCUCUUUGAUGAAAAAUGUGGCUAUAAUAAUGAACACCUCUUGCUGAACUUGAAGAGAGACCGCGUAGAGAGCAGAGCUGGGUUUAAUCUCCUGCUCGCCGCGGAACGCAUCCAAGUGGGUUAUUACACAAGCCUGGACUACAUCAUUGGAGAUGUUGGAAUUACCAAGGGGAAGCACUUCUGGGCCUUCCGUGUGGAGCCAUAUUCAUACCUGGUCAAAGCAGGAGUUGCUUCCAGUGAUAAACUACAGGAAUGGCUCCGUUCUCCCCGCGAUGCCGUUAGCCCAAGAUACGAGCAAGACAGCGGCCAUGACAGUGGAAGCGAAGAUGCGUGCUUUGAUUCCUCACAGCCGUUCACAUUGGUCGCCAUAGGCAUGAAGAAGUUUUUCAUCCCCAAGUCCGCCACUUCCGCCAACGAACCUGAGAACAGAGUUCUCCCCAUGCCCACGAGCAUAGGGGUUUUCCUUGACUAUGAUAAAGGCAGAGUGGCUUUCUAUGACAUGGAUCACAUGAAAUGCCUUUACGAGCGCCAGGUGGACUGUUCGCACACCAUGUACCCAGCAUUUGCAUUAAUGGGCAGUGGAGGAAUUCAACUCGAGGAACACAUCACGGCAAAGUACCUAGAAUACCAAGAGCACAUGUAGUUUAAGCAUCUGUGACUUAAGGUGGAAAAGGGAAACAGAAUAAUGCCUUGGUGUUAACCUUCGUAACUAAUUACAUAUCAUCAAAGUAGUCUGUGGCCACACUUGUUUUUGUGUGUGUUUCUUCUUAAAAUCGGAAAACCCAAACAGUCCUGCCUCGUCCGUGUCGUGCCUCGUCCGUGUCGUUGUCCCGACUUGCACAAGCCAGGGGAGUAGAGACACUCUUCUCCUGGUUAACUCUGAAAUGCUUAACUCUGUAACUGGAUUGUGUUUCUUUUUUUUUACGAACAGGAAAUCUAAUUUAUUUAUGUCAGCCCUGUUGCUGAUACUUAUAUUUCUUUUUUGGGGGGGGGGGAUACAAAAGUAUUUAUUAUGUUUCUUUUGUGUUUGGUUUUUCAUUUUGUAUCAUGUUUGUCUUGAUUUUUUUAGAUGCCUUACGGGUGGGAAUUCAUACUUAGCCUUGUGUCUCGCAUGUUUUUCAUAGGAAAACAAACCUAUGGAUAGGUAAAAAGGCCAUAGAAAUGGUAGUAUAUUUAAAUGGAAAAUUAUGUAUUUUGAGGUGUAUAAUGGAUAUUCAGAGUAUAUUCCCUGGAAAAUGAAUACUGCUUUUCGUUUUCUUUUAAGACUUCAAAUUGUAUUUUUAAGGAUAUUUUGAAGAGUUCCCUUAGCUGUCAUGUUCCACACCUGCAUGUGUAGUAGUUAAAAAUGGUUUUUUGUUUUUGUUUCUGUUUUUGUACUUUUGCAGGGAACAAAGAGUUCUUGGCUAACACACGGAACUUUUCACUUCAUGUAAAAUUUGUCUUCAAUUUUUCCUACUCUAUGAUUAUCUGAGCUUAUAGCAAAUAAUUUAUUUUCACAAAUAUUAGUGACGAUUCACUGAUAUUUGGCAUAUUCUUUUGCCCUCUUAUCAUGUCCUAUGAUUUAUGAUUUUCAUUUUUUGGCACUGAUAAUAUAUAUAUCAGAUUGUCCUGGCUUAUGUUUACAUGUUUGGAAAGUUCAUGAUUUCUUUUUAAUGUCAUUAAAUUAUUCUAAAAUAUGGAGUAACUGGUCAGUUGGAUGUUAUUUUCUGUGGCCCAUUGGUAAUAAGCAUUUGUAAAAGUAAGUAAAAGACAGAUUUAGUUGUUAGGAAUAAUAACGAAAAUCAUAGUGACUGUGUGUACCCAUUUAAAAGUUCUUUGAUUUGCAGAAUUAAUGCUUUAGUUGAAAUUUUUUACAUUCAUUUUUGAAAGAUGCCUUUUACUUAGAUGUUUUUUAUUUAAACUGCUUAUUUUUUAGAAGUUAAAAUGUUCAGAAGCUAGACUGCUAUACAUUGUAGCACUCAUGAUUUUGAAAGGCUUUUGACCUAUUUUGAUAGACCAACCAAAAUCUUAGGCCUUACCUGGUUUCCUUGUUAGUUUUUAAUAUAUAUUUUUAAGUGGAAGUCUGUUCUUCAGGCUGGUAGCAUCAAAUUAGCUUUUUUAUCCCCAACCCAAGUAGGAGAUACUGUGGUGAAAUUCAGUGUUGCGUAGACUUUGUUACUUUCCCACCGAUGAAUAGCACUUUACGACAUAGGCUGAACUAAACACAUCCGCAGUGUUAACGUGGAUCAUUGUGCAUGAAGGCUGCUGAAGUCACGUGUGGGUAAGGUUUGAGUCUCAAGCCUGUGUAAGCACAUACCCUGUAGACAUUUUAAACAUAAAGCUUUAACGGGAAUAGGGAAGGCGCGUAAAACCUUGUAUAGUUGUAUAGAAAUCGUUCUCCUGGAUUCCUUUCGUUUUUAAUAAAAAUUGAAAUAAGUGUAAUUAUUGAACUGCAUCCUGGCAAUUCUCAGUGUAUUUAUGUGGAAAAUGGAGACAAAUUGUUAAAGAGAUGUUCAGCUGAAUAUAUUAACUCAGAGCUAAGGUUUUACGUAAAGUUGUUUUGGGCAUGUACUUACUAGCUCUAACUCUUGUCGAAGUGAUAUUAGAACAGCUUAACGUGAAAUUAGCUUACCUCAGCUAAUUGAUCAGAUUGUCUCCUAUUCCUUUUCUGCUCCAUAAUCCGAUUUUGAUCAGAAGACUGUUCCUUUAGUUCACAUUCGUACUCUGGGGCAUCAGGCUCUAGGAGUUGUGUGUCACAAUGAAUUGUUACUCAUGCUUGAUGGGUCUUCAUUUUUUUUUAAAAAAAAAGUCAAUUCCAGGCUAUCCCCGUGAUACUGUAUAAUAACCUAAUUCUCAUAUUCGCAGUUGCUUUCGGAAAAGUAGGAGGACUCAGAGCUAUCUCCAAGGCACUGAAUACACUCUGGGUCGUCAUCUGAUUAGACCCUGGGAGUGUGUCCCAUGUGGGAAUAUCAUCAGUCCUGGCCUUGCUACAGAAAGUGGAGAACCAAGCAUUAAAGGCAAGAAUCUGCAUAAGAAAUUUCGACCAGACAGGUGUGCAUUCAUUUUAGAGGAUCUUUACCGUCUUGUUAAUGGCGAUUAACAUCCUGAGAACUGAAGUU